AUGAAAUCUAUGGAGGAUCAAGUUGUACAGGAAGCACCAGGAUACCAAGAUGAUGAGGAAUCCUUUUUCCAGGACAUCGAUCUGUUACAGAAGCAUGGAAUUAAUGUGGCUGAUAUUAAAAAGCUGAAAUCAGUGGGAAUUUGUACAAUCAAAGGAAUUCAGAUGACGACAAGACGGGCACUAUGCAAUGUUAAGGGACUCUCAGAGGCCAAAGUGGAGAAGAUAAAAGAGGCAGCCAACAAGCUUAUAGAACCAGGAUUUCUGACUGCUUUUGAGUACAGUGAAAAAAGGAAGAUGGUGUUCUAUAUAACUACUGGAAGCCAGGAAUUUGAUAAACUCCUGGGUGGUGGAAUUGAAAGCAUGGCAAUUACAGAAGCCUUUGGAGAAUUCCGAACUGGCAAAACUCAACUUUCCCAUACUCUUUGUGUAACAGCCCAACUUCCAGGAAUGGAUGGCUACACUGGUGGGAAGAUUAUCUUCAUUGACACGGAAAACACCUUUCGUCCAGACCGUCUUCGUGACAUUGCCGAUCGCUUCAAUGCAGAUCAUGAUGCUGUUCUCGACAAUGUAUUGUACGCACGGGCAUAUACUAGUGAACAUCAGAUGGAAUUGCUUGACUAUGUAGCUGCCAAAUUCCAUGAGGAGCCCGGCAUCUUCAAACUGAUGAUAAUUGAUUCCGUUAUGGCACUAUUCCGUGUGGACUUCAGUGGUCGUGGGGAACUGGCAGAAAGGCAACAAAAACUUGCUCAGAUGCUAUCAAGGCUUCAGAAAAUAUCAGAAGAAUAUAAUGUGGCUGUGUUUAUAACUAACCAGAUGACGUCUGACCCAGGAGCAACAAUGACCUUUCAGGCAGAUCCCAAGAAACCCAUUGGGGGUCACAUUCUUGCUCAUGCUUCUACAACUAGGAUUAGCUUGCGGAAGGGAAGAGGAGAGUUACGUAUUGCCAAGAUAUACGAUAGCCCCGAAAUGCCUGAGAAUGAAGCCACAUUUGCAAUAACUGCAGGAGGAAUUGGAGAUGCCAAAGAAUAGGCAGAUCUUGAUGGUGAAGAACAGAAGCACUCCCAUCAGCAAAGUUGUAUCCAAAGUUAGUCAAUUCCUGAUUACUUGUGUUCAUUGUUUCAAAUUCAGAAUGUUCAGAACUGAAGCUUUGCUAAAGUAAUCACUGGGAAUGUUGUGAUCUUUUGAAAUUGCCCAGCAUGUUGGCUCUAUGGUGACAAGUUUGUCAUUUUCAACCUCUGAAACAUGCAGAGUUAGGUUUUUUGCAUGCCAAUACAGAUUUACAGUAUCAAGUGUCCUGCUACUAGUAAAGUGCUAAUACAAAGCAAUUUCAACAGCCUGAGGAACACCCAAUGGGCAUGACCAUUGAGGCUUACAGAGGCAUCGCAAAAUGAUGAGGGAUUAUUUUAGACAUAAUUUAUUAUUGGUUUGUGUUUCUUUUUAAGAAAUGUUUCACUUGCAAAACUCAUAUGCUAACUCAAGGACUUAACUGUUUUCAAUGCCAGGACUCUCUGCCUAGGUCUUUCAGAGCUUGGAAAAGUUACUUUUUUGAACUACAACUCCCAUCAGCUCAAUCCACUGGCCACGCUGGCUGGGGCUGAUGUGAGUUGUAGUUCAAAAAAGUAACUUUUCCAAGCUCUGGCUUUGUGUAGUUUUAUCAUAUAUGCAUGUAGAAUGGAAUACAAUAGCACUGAAAAGAAAUUGGUAUUAGCUGAUCCCCAUUUUUAAAAGUAUACGUAAUUAGAGCCUGAUGUGGGGAAAUGGAAAUAUUUUGUGCUGCAGCAAAAGUAAAAUUGUUUGUAAAGUUCUUUUUAAAGUUAAAUGAAUCUUGACAGGCUUGUUUAACUGAAGCUAAAAUGUCCAUACUUGUAUUUUGAAUAAAUUGUAAGUUACCAUUUUUUGCAUUAACUGCAAUGCCACUUCUAUCUGCUACAUGGCUAACAAGUGGAAGCCCCCAAAAGUUUA
Rhineura floridana is the source of this 1962-nucleotide messenger RNA. RefSeq names its product DNA meiotic recombinase 1 (gene DMC1). Lineage: Eukaryota; Metazoa; Chordata; Lepidosauria; Squamata; Rhineuridae. Gene Ontology annotation, molecular function: ATP-dependent DNA damage sensor activity; DNA strand exchange activity; single-stranded DNA binding. Gene Ontology annotation, cellular component: nucleus; condensed nuclear chromosome. The record is from RefSeq and is a predicted model, not a curated record. Bases 1 to 1029 code for a protein of 342 amino acids. Gene Ontology annotation, biological process: chromosome organization involved in meiotic cell cycle; DNA recombinase assembly; DNA strand invasion. The transcript is spliced from 13 exons.